AUGAUUAAUGUGGGGGUGGCGGGGGGGGGGGGGGGGGGGGGGAUAGGGGGGGGUGGGGGGGGAGGGGGGGGGGUGGGUGGGGGUAGGGGGGGAGGGGGUGGGGGAGGGGGUAACAGGUGGUUUCAAAUGGUACAUCACGGGGGGGGGGGUCUUUGGGGGGGGGGGGGGGGGAGGGGGGGGGGUAGGGGAGGGGGGGUGGGGGGGGGGGGGGGGGGGGAGGAGGACAUAGGGGAGGCGGGGGGGGGAGGGGGGGGGGGGGGGGGGGGGAUCACGGGGGUUUGCAUUGGGGGGGGGGGCGGUGGGGGGGGGGGGGGGGCGGGGGGGAGGGGGUGGGAGGGGGGGAAGGGGGGAGGACUUCUCACUGGGGGGGGUGAGGAGGACGGAGCGGUGGGGGGGGGGGGGGGGGGGUGGACGGAGGGGGGCGGUAAGGGACGAAGGGGGGGCGGGCGGGGGGGGAGGGGGGAGGAGGGUGGUAUAACAGUUGGCGGGGGGGGGUCGGGGGAGGUUGGGGGGGGGGUGGGGGGGGGGAGGGGGGGCUUCCUUAGGGGUUUGUGGGGGGGGGGUGUGACUGUUGGGGUGGAAAGCUAUUGGGUAAGUGGGGGGGGGGGGGGUGGGUAG
Molecule: messenger RNA, 618 nt
Organism: Dicrocoelium dendriticum
Lineage: Eukaryota; Metazoa; Platyhelminthes; Trematoda; Plagiorchiida; Dicrocoeliidae
Source: the annotation of a GenBank genome assembly